Messenger RNA from Saccharomyces mikatae IFO 1815, 1482 nucleotides. RefSeq names its product Stn1p (gene STN1). The record is from RefSeq and is a predicted model, not a curated record. Gene Ontology annotation, biological process: telomere capping. The coding region runs from base 1 to 1482 and encodes 493 amino acids. The transcript has a single exon. Gene Ontology annotation, cellular component: CST complex. Lineage: Eukaryota; Fungi; Ascomycota; Saccharomycetes; Saccharomycetales; Saccharomycetaceae.
AUGGAUAAACACGGUCAUAUAGCUCAUCAGGAAGGCAAUGUUUGUUUUUAUAUCCCAGCGUUAUUCGAAUACAACAGUUAUUAUAAAGGUACAGAGGAUGUUCGAGUAUUUGUUAGAGACUUGAAGUACUGGAUGAGAUGCUCCAUAUAUAUUUGUGAAAAAUACUAUGAUCGCCGGCUAUCAAUGCUAUUCUGGAAAAAUCAUCCUUUACAACAAAUACAUCUCAUUGGCUGUGUCGUUGGAUUCCAAUACAAAUGGAUAGGGAAUCAGGAAUACAUUUUCUUUCAGUUGGAUGAUUGUACCUCAGAUUCUUUGUUAGUAGGUUAUAGUAGUGAUAUGAGAUUUUUAACAUGCAAAGUUAACAAGAACGUCAUUAUGUCAUGUGGAUUGAACAUAACCGAUUUAACAGGGUCUACGCUCCAUGUUUACGGGAAAAUAUGUUUAAAUUAUCAAGAGUUGCAAGUUAAGUACUUGAAAAUAUGUCAUACCCUAACAGAAGAAAUAGAUCAUUGGAAAAGUACAAUAGAAACACGGGAAAAGCUUGAAAAACCUUGGUUCCUAAGUGAUUCUGUAAUUGGAGAGCUAUUUACGCAAGAGCAGGACUGGGCACCUGAGGAAGCCCAAAUGGAGGUGGUAAAUGAGGAUUUUGUAAGUCUUGGGUACAAAACUCCGGAACAUAAAAAAAAUAAAACAACAUUUAUUGAGCAACUGCAAGAAGAACGCAUGAAGGAUGAACUGGAGAUUACUAGUCCAUAUGAUAGUACUAAUACUUCAACUAGUCUGCAUUCUUUGUCAUUUCAGUUCAUAUCGUCACUCAAGGACUUAUCUGAUACUCAUUUUCUAAACUCUUCUAAUCAAAUUGAUAAUGAUGAUGAAAAAUCAUUAGGAAUACUAGGAUGUGAAUGCACAGACCCAAGUGUGACGGUACCAAAUAAAACAUCGGCAAAAUCAAGCUUAAUGCUGACUUUAUUAGAAGUACGAAUGAAAGAGAUCUCCAAUUAUGACCUUUACGAGUUACGGGAAGUACGGAACAUAGUAACUAGCUUAGCAUCGUUUCAUUUUCAACAACAAAAUGUUGGCAUCAUGAAAUCUUUCGAUACUUUGGAAAUUGAAGCAUUUCAGGAUCUAGUUCACCUUCUUAUCAACCAAGGUUUAGUCGCAUUAAAAGAUACGGAAGGUAAGAUGCUCGAUUUGUUGCCCUUGAAAAAACUGUUUGAAUACGCUCAAAAACGAAUAUUGGUACUAAUGAAGCUUCGGUGCUAUACGGGUACCAUUGAACUUAAUCAUGUCCAAGAAAAGCUGCAUUUGCCGUCAGUAACAAUAAACGGCAUCGUUGAUGUUUUCAAAGAAUGCCUUAGAAAAACAACGAAACAGUAUCCCCAGACGCUAAAAAAUUGGUGGAUUGAUCUUGAAUCCAGGAAAAACCUCGAUGGACAAAGUAGUGGAAUUCUAUUGCAUUUGGAAUACGCCUCUAACUCAUGA